AUGUGGAGUAAAUGCUGUAAAAAAGUGGAAACGGAAAUUUUAAGGAUUGCUCUCAACAAUUGGAUAAUCCCAAAGUUUAUAGAAGAAGUGAAUAGCAGAAAUAAGAAAAUUAAAGAAGAGGAAUCUGUUGACACGGAUGAUGAUGAUGAAGAUGAAUGGGAAGAUGUACCGGAUGAAGAAACGAAGUCUCAAGAUGUUCAUGAAAUGGAUGUAGUACCAGAGCUUCGUGAGAUGGAAAUAGCUUCACAAGAAACACCCAAACUCGAGAAACAGUCAUCAGCUAUGGAUGAACCAUGUUCACCACCUCUUCCAAGAUCUCACAAGAGGAAACUGAUACUGCUGGCAAAUGCCAUUGCUGAUGAAUUGUAUUCAAUAUCAACAUCACCUCUUGAUGACUAUAAGAUUAUCAAUGUUUAUUUGGAGAUGAUAGCAGAAAGGGGGGCACCUUCUAUCUACGCCUGUAACACUUUCUUCUUCCAGCAGCUGAUGCUUAGAGGAUAUGAAGGAGUUCAAUCAUGGACGAGAAAGGUUCGACUAUUCUCCAAAGAGAUUGAUGAUGAUUCCCAUUCAUCUAGGUGCUCAUUGGUGUUUGACAGUGAUUAA
Molecule: messenger RNA, 603 nt
Organism: Chelonus insularis
Lineage: Eukaryota; Metazoa; Arthropoda; Insecta; Hymenoptera; Braconidae
Product: sentrin-specific protease 1-like
Exons: 5
Coding region: 1-603 (200 amino acids)
Source: RefSeq, a predicted model, not a curated record